Messenger RNA from Clonostachys byssicola, 1572 nucleotides. Lineage: Eukaryota; Fungi; Ascomycota; Sordariomycetes; Hypocreales; Bionectriaceae. The record is from the annotation of a GenBank genome assembly.
AUGGAGGUCACAAUCAAGUCCAUUCCUGCGGAGGUCCUCCUCCAAAUCUUCGGAUAUCUCCCCAGCAAGUGGGACGUGUACAGCGCCCGUCUUGUCUGCCGGGUCUUAGCUGAAGUCGGCCGAUCUGCUCUUGGUACAAAAGUGACUUUCGCUCUUGUGCCAGAGAGCAUUGCCCGACUGAAUGAGAUUUCCCUGCACCCUUUCUUCAGCCAGCACAUAACCGCCAUUACUUGCGUGGCGAAUGUAUUUCGCCCCUUUGGCAACAUCGAUGACUUCAAGGGUGCCAUGGGCCUCACAAUCAUAUAUCAAACUAAUGGGAAUGACAGAAUCUGGGCAUCAGAAGAGGAAUGGAAGCAGAGCUGGGGCCAUUACAAUGCGCUGCUUGCUGCUCAGGGCGCCGCUUUCAAGUCCUUGGAGCCGUCGCAAGGCAUGGAGAUUGUCUGCAGCCGCUUCGCUAAGCUUCAGAAUCUGAGGAUUUGUCACUACCCUCGUGGUACGCCGCCACCAUACCACCUACACAGCAACCGAUCAUACGAAUUUCUAAGCAAAACGCACGGUGAUCUCAGAGACUACUUUACGCUACCGGCCUACGAGGUUGGCAUCUUCCCACCCAAUAUUGCUGUCCCCGGUGUUCAUAUCCUGGGCCCAAUAUUGAGCAACACCAACGCGGACCAACUCAGAAGUCUGCGGGUUGAUGCGCUGGGCAUCGAGGCGUUUGAUGAAGAGAGGGAGGUGUGGUUUGAAGAUAAUGUCUAUCCUGAGAUGCUGAAAGUCGGCCCCAAUCUCAGCGUCUUGGAUCUGUGCAUCUACGUCAAGUACGACCGAGAGGGAUGGCAGGGGUUCCGAGCGGCCAAUCGAAUAAUGGCCAACAACCGAGCCAAGAGUUUCCUCUCCGCAGCCUCCCAACUCGAAGACGUGAAGCUCAAGUUCUUCAGCGUUUCCCACGACCGCGAGUAUCCCUUCUAUGCCGAAAUUAAGGAUUUCUGGCCGACAGGACAUACCUGGCCUCGGUUGCGAAAACUCCGCUUGACAAAUGUCGAGAUGGUGACAUACGUAUUCAUGGAUUUCCUCGGCGCCCAUAUAGAGACGCUCAAAGACCUGGGACUAAAGAAUUGCCUUAUGCUUGAUAGCCCUCAGUUUCGCCAAAAAGGUCGGCGAUGCAUUUGGUCAGACUUCUUCAUCCCCAUGGUCACCACUUUCCCUCUCACGAAUCUUUCUCUCCGGGGCCGGUUCAAGCUGAUCAAGCCCCCGGGUAGAGGUUUGGACGAGGACCCGCGUCUAUUUUCCAACCCUCCAACUAUAUAUGCUCACGACGUAGUUGAAGGUGUGAAGAUUCAAGAUCGGGGGCUCACUGUGGGCAAAACGAUUGAGAUGAUGGCGUGCUCGGGCGAGUUCGAUUCUUUCCUGGAGCACGAGGUCGCGGGUGACAGAGAACUAGUUGUGAAUAUCAAGGAGGAGAUCAUCCGGGAUUUGAUGGACUAUUAUGUCGUGGAUCGCGAGGGGCAACUCAGCGUCACUAUCGCCACCAGACAUGCCGAGUAUCUCAAGUCAUUUGCUUCGGGCGGAUCUUGA